Gracilinanus agilis (Agile Gracile Mouse Opossum) is the source of this 1552-nucleotide messenger RNA. RefSeq names its product Rho guanine nucleotide exchange factor 3 (gene ARHGEF3). Gene Ontology annotation, biological process: positive regulation of Rho protein signal transduction; intracellular signal transduction. Bases 273 to 1292 code for a protein of 339 amino acids. NCBI's taxonomy places the organism in Eukaryota, Metazoa, Chordata, Mammalia, Didelphimorphia, Didelphidae. The transcript is spliced from 6 exons. The record is from RefSeq and is a predicted model, not a curated record. Gene Ontology annotation, molecular function: guanyl-nucleotide exchange factor activity.
GACAGGCAGACAGACAGAGAAGCAAGUUUGUUUCUCUUCUGGGAACUUGAGGGAGAAGAAUGCAAGUUCUUUAAAAAAGGAAGCCCGAGGAGGAAGGCAAAGCCCGGGCCACGGUUUCUCUCUCCUGACAAGGUCAUUGGAGAGGAGAGCAGGCGGCCGCUCUCGCCUCUGGAGGUGGAGGGGCUGGUGGGGAGGACAGCCCUCCCCUGGGAGCCCCCAAAUCAAAGCCAGCAGACCUGGGGGGAGCGCAGAGACCCCAUCCCCCGCUGGACAUGCAGCCGGGGCCAGGGAUGGCCGCCGGUGUCCGCCCUUCCUUGCUUCUCCUACCGUGUGCAGGUGAGCAGGAGCCUCCCUGCGGCAGAGCAGAUGUGCCCGGGCUGAGCCGGGCCAGUGAGCAGCGGCGCAUUGUCACAGGCUGUCAAUGUCUGCAAAGUGACCUUUCUCGUUAUUUCCUCUGCAAUCCACAGGAACCGAGCAACAAGCGGGUCAAGCCCCUGUCCAGAGUCACGUCGCUGGCCAACCUCAUCCCUCCUGUGAAGGCCACCCCACUGAAACGAUUCAGCCAGACCCUGCAGCGCUCCAUCAGCUUCCGCAGCGACAGCCGCCCGGACAUCCUCGCGCCGCGCCCCUGGUCCAGGCAUGCGGCUCCCGCCAGCACCAAGCGCAGGGACAGCAAGCUGUGGAGUGAGACAUUCGAUGCCAGCGUCAAUCAGAUGCUCACCUCCAAGGAGAUCAAGCGGCAGGAGGCAAUUUUUGAGCUUUCCCAAGGAGAAGAAGACUUGAUCGAGGACCUGAAAUUAGCCAAAAAGGCCUAUCAUGACCCCAUGCUUAAACUCUCCAUAAUGACGGAGCAAGAACUAAACCAGAUUUUUGGAACCCUGGACUCUCUAAUCCCUCUGCACGAAGAUCUCCUUAGUCAGCUUCGAGGAGUCAGGAAGACGGACGGAUCUACUGAGCAUGUUGGUCCUAUCCUAGUGGGAUGGCUGCCUUGUCUCAGCUCCUACGACAGCUACUGCAGCAACCAAGUAGCUGCCAAGGCAUUGCUGGAUCACAAGAAGCAAGACCACCGCGUGCAGGAUUUCCUUCAGCGCUGUUUGGAGUCUCCCUUCAGUCGGAAGCUGGACCUGUGGAAUUUCCUCGACAUCCCCCGGAGUCGGCUUGUGAAGUACCCAUUACUUCUCAGAGAAAUACUGAGGCACACUCCAAACGAUAACCCAGACCAGCAACACUUGGAGGAGGCUGUAAGUUUGGUUGAGAUCCAGGGGGUUGGGGGGUGGGAGGAGGCACCAUGAUCAUUCCUCAGUGGACCCAAUGGGAUUGUGGGAAUAGUGUUGGCCUGUUAGAGAGGAGGCCUGGCUGCAGGGUCUAACUAUGACCAGUAGAUCCAGUGAGCCUCUAGUUCUUCUUUGGUCAAGUAAGGGGAUACCAAUUAGGAAACUGUUUUAAUAUCCAGGUAUGAAGUCAUAAGGGACCAAACUUGAGUGGAAGGAGAGAAAAGGGUGAAAAGGAAAGAAGGAAGGAAGGAAAGGUGAGAGGGAAAGAAGGGAGGAGA